AUGGUAGUUAUUGAGCAUCAGGAAAGUGAGGAUCGAAACCCUAAUCCCUCAAACACCGGUACAAGUAACGACGCUUCCGACGGCUUUGAAACCGCCAGUGACACCGAUCUCGACACCAAUGACGGUGGUGCAAUCAAUCACCAAGAACGGGAACAUCUUCAGCCACACAAGCAACACACUGAGCAAGAGCAGGACCAGGAGCAUGGUGAUCAUCAGAAAAUCAUUUCCUCUGACGAUGCUUCUAUCAACGAAGAGGAACUGAAACAGAAAGCAUUGGUUCAAGCAAAUGAAGCAAAAGUAGAAGGGAACAAACUUUUUGUAGAUGCUAAGUAUGAGGAGGCAUUAACACAAUAUGAACUAGCUUUACAAGUUGCGUCAGACAUGCCUUCAUCGGUGGAGAUACGAUCAAUAUGCCAUGCUAAUCGUGGUGUGUGCUUUCUGAAAAUGGGGAAAUAUGACAAUACUGUUAAAGAAUGCACCAAAGCAUUAGAAUUGAAUCCUACCUAUGUCAAAGCUUUGGUAAGAAGAGGAGAGGCCCAUGAAAAACUUGAGCAUUUUGAAGAGGCCAUCGCUGAUAUGAAAAAGAUCUUAGAAAUUGAUCCCUCAAAUGAUCUAGCUGGGAAAGCCAUUCGCCGGCUAGAGCCCCUUGCUGCAGUAAAACGGGAAAAGAUGAAGGAAGAAAUGAUUGCAAAACUGAAAGAUAUGGGCAACUCUCUCUUGGGCCGCUUUGGGAUGAGUGUAGACAACUUUAAAGCAGUCCAAGAUCCAAACACCGGUUCCUAUUCUGUCUCAUUCAACCAGUAA
This is a messenger RNA of Vicia faba (fava bean), 804 nucleotides long. The record is from the annotation of a GenBank genome assembly. NCBI's taxonomy places the organism in Eukaryota, Viridiplantae, Streptophyta, Magnoliopsida, Fabales, Fabaceae.